This is a messenger RNA of Mycosarcoma maydis (corn smut), 2865 nucleotides long. RefSeq lists its product as uncharacterized. Gene Ontology annotation, cellular component: DSIF complex. The transcript has a single exon. The coding region runs from base 1 to 2865 and encodes 954 amino acids. Lineage: Eukaryota; Fungi; Basidiomycota; Ustilaginomycetes; Ustilaginales. The record is from RefSeq and is a predicted model, not a curated record. Gene Ontology annotation, biological process: regulation of transcription by RNA polymerase II; regulation of DNA-templated transcription elongation; transcription elongation-coupled chromatin remodeling. Gene Ontology annotation, molecular function: mRNA binding.
AUGGACGACAACAUCGAAAUCAAGCGUGAGGACCAGACUUCGCAUGCACUGGUCCCAGACAAAGACAGGAAAUCGAGAAUCCAACACGGCGGAAAGAGGCCAAUUGACCCUUUCGCAGCGGAAGAUGACGAUGAAGAGGAGGAACGGGGCGAUGCCGUCGACGAACAAGACCAAGACGAUGACGAAGACGAUGAUGAAGAUGACGAUGAUGAUGACGACGACGAAGACGAUGACGAAGACGAUGAGGAGGAUGAUACCGCACGCGGCCAACGCAGACGUGCCAAAAAGCAACGUCGCAACCGUUUCCUCGAUGUGGAAGCCGAGGUAGAUGACGAUGAAGAGGAUCUCGACGAGGAAGAAGAGGAGCUCGCUCGCGAGGACGGCUUCAUCGAGGAAGAUAUUCCCGACGAUACCGAAGACGUUCAGAGACGCGCUGCCGCCGACAACCAGAGGCUCGACCGUUUCCGAAGACAAGAGGAGGACACCAACGCAGAAGCCCUCGCAGAAGAGCUGCGCCAGCGCUAUGGUCGAUCCGCCCGAUAUGCUGCACAGUCCGACUAUGCCGAGGUGCCGCAGCGCCUGCUCAUGCCCUCCGUCGAGGAUCCUAGUCUUUGGGGAGUCCCUUGCAAGCCCGGUCGUGAGAGAGAUAUCGUCAUGACACUCGUUCGCAAGGCCAUGGCCGAGAACUUUACUUCCAGCCCCAUGCGCAUCAUUUCAGCCUUUUGUCGAGACUCUAUCCCCGGCAGAGUAUACGUCGAAGCGCGUAGAGCCGACGAUGUUGUCAAGGCCUGCAACGGUCUCGCCGGUGCUUAUGCGCGCCAAACCACCUCGCUCCAUCUCAUUCCCAUCUCAGAGAUGGCGGAUCUGCUCAAGCUGCAAAAGGUUCAGAACGAGAUCCAAGUCGGCGGUUGGGUGCGUAUCAAGCGUGGAAAGUAUGCUGGUGAUUUGGCUCAGGUCCUCGAUGUUUCCGAGAACGGUGAAGAAGUCGGUCUCAAGAUGAUCCCGCGUAUCGACUUGAACCCGAAAGACAGUGGACUCUACACCGACAGCUUGGGCCGCAAGAGGAAGAAGGGUGCUGGCUCGUCGGCUACCACUGUGGCCUUCCGUCCGCCACAGCGUUUUUUCAACCCUGAAGAAGUGCAGAAAGCCUACCCAAGAGACACGCCAACCAAACGUGGAAGCCAAUGGGUCUUUCAAAACGACAGUUACCGUGACGGCUACCUCGAGAAGGACGUUCGAGUGACAGGUAUCAUCACCGAAAACGUCAACCCUACGCUAGAUGAGAUCACCAAGUUUGCAGGUGAGAGCUCGAUCGAGGACGGCAUCAACAAGCUUGGUGCUGUCGAUCUCAGCCUGAUCGCCGAUGCCAGCAAAAAGGCCACCGAGGCGCUCAUCCAACCCAAGGACCAGGUCGAGAUCUUUGAAGGAGAGCAGGCAGGUGUCUACGGUACCGUCAAGGCCAUCAACAAUGAAGUCAUCACCAUCCAGCUCGAGCACGAGGAUCUCAUGGAUCAGAUUGUCGAGGUACCAGCACGCAGCGUCCGAAAGCGUUUCAAGCCAGGUGAUCACAUCAAGGUCAUGUCGGGCAAGCACGCCGACGAGACGGGUCUGGUGGUCAAGGUCGAAGACAACGUCACAACCUUUCUUUCGGAUCUGUCAAUGCAAGAGGUAUCGGUAUUCAGCAAAGACAUUCGUCAAGCUGCCGAGGUGGGUUCCGGAGUCAACGUCAUCAGCGGUUACGAGCUGCACAACUUAGUUCAGCUCGAUGCGCAGACCGUGGGUAUCAUCUUCAACAUCGAGCGUGAAAGCUUCAAGGUGCUCGAUCAGACUGGUCAGGUUGUCACGGUCAAGCCGCAUCAGAUCAGCACCAAGAAAGACACGAGCCGCGCAUUUGCGCUUGACCACGACGGUAACGAGAUCCGCGCAGGAGAUAUGGUCAAGGAGGUGGCCGGUCCAUUCUCGCGUCUGCGACAGGGACAGGUGCUUCACAUCUAUCAAUCCAUGGUCGUCUUCCUGCACAACCGCGAGUACACCGAGAAUGGAGGUGUCUUUAUCGCACGAGCGCGGUCUCUGGAACCUUUGGCCCCCAAGAGUGUGUCGACCAAGACGAAAAAGGACGGCGGCGAUCUUUCCAAGAUGAACCCGGCGCUGUCCAACCUCAGUGGCGGAGGAGCCAACGAUGUUCGCGUCGAAGGUGUGCGACGGUUCGGCGGACGCGACAUGCACAAGGGCAAGAACGUAGCCAUCAUCAAAGGACCUUACAAGACCUACCGCGGCCGCAUCACUGAGACUACGGGCAACAUGGCCCGUAUUGAGCUCACCUCGGUGUCAAAACCCAUCACCGUCAGCCUUGACUGGUUGGUUGAGAAAGACCCCAUUACUGGUCGCAGCACCAAGUUGAACGCUGGUGGCUUUGGUGGACCCAGUCGUGGCGGCCACAGCGGAACGGGCUCCAGGAUGGGUGGCGCGUCAAGCAACCCUUACUCGUCCGGCAGUACCUCGAUGGGCGCCGGUGGCAGAUACAAUCCAUACGGCGGUUCGCAGCCGGCCGCAGCUGUCGGUAGCUACGGUGGAUCUUCCGGCACUGGUGCAGGCGGUUACGGUGGCUACUCGCAGCCUGUUGCAACAUCAGCCGCAGGCGCUAGUGGUUAUGGAGGAACGGGUGGUAUCGGUGCCCGAACGCCAGCGUACAACCCCUAUGCUGGAGAUGGCGGCAAGACACCGGCCUACAAUCCUUACGGCGACGGUGGUAAGACACCAGCUUACAACCCGCUUGGUGAUGGCGGAAAGACGCCUGCAUACAACGCGGCAGCAGAUGGAGGACGAACACCAGGAUACAAUCCUUAUGCCGGCGAUGGCUGGUAA